This is a messenger RNA of Magallana angulata, 2205 nucleotides long. RefSeq lists its product as uncharacterized. Gene Ontology annotation, molecular function: hydrolase activity, acting on ester bonds. NCBI's taxonomy places the organism in Eukaryota, Metazoa, Mollusca, Bivalvia, Ostreida, Ostreidae. The coding region runs from base 1 to 2148 and encodes 715 amino acids. The record is from RefSeq and is a predicted model, not a curated record. The transcript has a single exon.
AUGUCAAAUGCUGCAAGAACCCACAUGACGCAAUCAUCAGGAAGGCGCUGCAACACUUUUGAUGCUCUCAGAUGGCCUGGAGAAAAUAUUUUUUCUAGCGUUUUUCGCAUCAGUCAAAGCCAGAUUCUAGUUGAGCCACAAAGUUUAUAUAUGGGGAUUAUGCAGCUUAACAAUAAAGAACUAAAGAGUGCUGCUGUUCUGCAAUAUGAAGUUGCUAGACACCUCGGGUGUAAGCAAUGGGUGAAUGAAUUUAGGCAAAACUGUCGGUGUGACCUGUCUGAUGAUUGGAUUGACAAAAAUCUACCUUCAUUAGACGGCAGAAAGCUGCAAACAUCAAAAAAGUCGGCAUCAGUGUAUGUUGCCGAAUCAUCGCGUGACAUACGUCUGAGGACCGAUCCGAACAUAAAUAUUGUUCGAGAAAAUGCAGCAGAGGACAGGAAAGAAGAAACACCAACAAAAUCCCCAGAUCCAGUCUCAUAUGCCCCAAAUACUAGUAAACAGGGAACUCACACCCUGUACAAGAAACCGAGAUCUGAGCCCUCAACCAGCUCAUUUAGGACCGUUAGUUAUAGAAAAUUUAUUCCUGAAAAGACGCCAAAACAUCUAUUUAGCACAGAAAAAAAAGUUACAACAGGCAAAACUCUACGAAAAGUUGAAUCUGGCAAAAGGUCAUUGUCAGUUACCAUUGACGUAGAUGAACCCUCACUGAAAUUAAAGUCCUCCCAACAAUCAGAAUAUUGUUUGCUCUCCAAUUGUUUUUCACUGGAUACUAAAGUGAGACGUCACUGUACCAAAAGGCACAUGCCUCCAAUGUUUCAAACUGUGUCGUCAGACUCGAGCAAUGUUUUUCAUUGUGUCCAAGCACUAAAAUGGCUGAUUAAAGCUGCAUUGGGAGAACAAGCUACUCUUCUUGAUGCAAUGGAAACAGUAAACCAGGCCAGUAAAAUACCUCCGACCAUUGCCCUCAAUCCGUUGCAUUCAGAUUAUUUUCGCCAGGCAUGUCAAUUCUUAGAGGUAGACGAGCCAAAACAGUUUACUCUGCACCCAAUAAACUCUCCAGCUGUAUUGCUGUUUUGGCGAUGCAUUAUGGUGCUAUUGGACAAAUGUACAGAAUUCCAACAAAAGGAGUUUGUCCGUUUUAAAGCAGACAAGGAAACUUCAACCAAAUCAAAUCCUCUCAUUCACUCAACUUCUCCUCAUAUAAAUCCAUCACUAGUUUUACAUGGUUCUGACGUAGAAUUGCCAUCAAAACUGGCAGAAUUUAAUAUGCCAGACGGUUCUAGUGGAAUGGAAGUAGCUGAACACAGCGAGUUACCAGUUGUAUUUGAUAGCCACUUCCAUUUGGACCGUACCUGUAAGAAGAUAUGGGGUGUUGAAGGGGGGCACACUGUAGAGGACCUUUUGAAACAUAGUGAAUCGGACAGUGUACCAUACAAACCAGCUAUUCCUGUUAAAGUAAUUGGAGGCAUCAUUGUCUACAGUGAGCCUAAUACCUAUCCAGAUGUAUCCUUUACUUUAAAUGGUCCUUGGAAAGUUGCUGUUGGAGUACAUCCAAAACAGCAUAGCACAUUCUCUGAAGAAAAAAUGAUGCUUCUUGAGCAAUUACUGCACCAUCCAAAAGUUGUUGCACUAGGAGAAUGUGGCUUAGAUAGGAGUGUCCCACCAUCUGAGUGGACGCAACAGGAGGAUGUCUUUAUAAAACUUCUGAAACUUGCCAAGCCUUGCAUUCCAAUUGUGUUACAUCUCAGGGGGCCAGCUGGGGAUAAAUAUGGAUCUGAUGUAAUUGCAAGAUGUAUGAUGCUGAUGGAAGUGCACUGUAGAAAUGCGCAGCGGAUACAUCUUCAUUGCUUCCAAGGAAAGACAGAUGUUGUAAAGGCAUGGCUAAAGAAGUUUCCAAAUACUUGUUUUGGACUAACUGCAUCAGUUCGCACAUUUGAUAGUCAUCAGAUUGCAGGUUUAAAGGCCAUUCCGAGAACAAAUAUUGUGUUGGAAACAGAUGCUCCUUACUUUCCCUUUGGUACAGCAAAAGUUAGUACACCUGCAUAUAUAGGAGAGACUGCUAAACUUGUUGCACAACAUUUGAAUGUGAAACCCGAAGAACUGAUGGAGAUCACUCUACAGAAUGCCAAAUUUUUGUAUGGUAUAUGAAGUUUUCAAGCCAGAAAAAUGUCAAAAACUAUGAAUUAUUUAAAUGGGAGGUUUCAU